Messenger RNA from Ilex paraguariensis (yerba mate), 270 nucleotides. Lineage: Eukaryota; Viridiplantae; Streptophyta; Magnoliopsida; Aquifoliales; Aquifoliaceae. The record is from the annotation of a GenBank genome assembly.
GAGCUCAUAACUCCUAAGAAUCUUGCUAAGCACAACCUCGGCCCCAAGGUGCCAAAGGAGCUUCCUAGCCCAACAGAUCUGUCUUCUAUGGCCCCUGAAAAAGACUUGGUGAAAGAGGCAAUGGCCAUAAGAAAAGAGUUUAGGAAGGGCGGCGGGUCUAGGACCAACAAAAAAAGGCGCUUGGUGACGGUUGGCGAGACUGAUCUACUUCUUAGCACUGACCUCCCUUUGUCUAAUGAGGUCAAUCCCAUGGACCGUCCUCCAACUUAG